Molecule: messenger RNA, 465 nt
Organism: Clunio marinus
Lineage: Eukaryota; Metazoa; Arthropoda; Insecta; Diptera; Chironomidae
Source: the annotation of a GenBank genome assembly
GGUUAAAAUUGAGAAGGAAAAUUUAAUUCAAAACAAAAAAGUUUGAAUCAUAACAAUGUGUAUUUCAAGUCAUGUCAGAAGAGUGAAAACGUUGUACAAAUCCAUACUUCGACUGCACAGAGGACUACCUCAGGAACUCUCAGAAUUAGGAAACAAUUAUGCAAAAGAUGAGUUCAAAAGACAUAAAAAUCUAACAACAGAUUCUCCUGAAGUCACUGUCUUUAUGUUUGAAUGGACAGAAUAUGCAAUAAACUUAGCCAAUCAACUUGGAGUCAAAAGUGUUCAGCAAGAACGCAGAAUUGGUAAAGAUCUCGAUCUACAAGCCUUAGAUACGUUUAGAGAUGAACAAGUUCAACAAUUACAUGAGCUUUAUAAAACUGCAAAAGGUGUUGAAGAAGAAACAAAACAAUGAUUAUGUAUUUAAAUGAAAUAAAUUCAAAAUAGUUUUAUUAUUUGUUAAAAGUA